Molecule: messenger RNA, 592 nt
Organism: Prorocentrum cordatum
Lineage: Eukaryota; Dinophyceae; Prorocentrales; Prorocentraceae
Source: the annotation of a GenBank genome assembly
AGGAGGGCGCCUGGGCCGCAGGCGGGCCGCCCGCCGCCGCGCUCGGCGCGGCGCCGUGGGCCGAUGCCGGCGCGGCGGCGCAGGCCGAGCCAGGAGGGCAGCGCUCUCCGACGGCCUGUCAGCCGUCGCGCGAGCCUGGCGGUGAGGGCCCGAAGGCCCGCAUCGUCCGCUGCUCCGCUGGCGCGGUCGGCUGUCUCGGGGCCCCGACGCCUACCCGCGCAUCAGCAGGCGGCGCAGAGGUGGCGGCCGGGGCUCAGGCCCUCAGCGCCUGCAAGCCCAGGCUGGCAAUGCGGUCGCCGCCCCCUCACAGCCGAUGCCCAGGUCAGCACGGGUCAAUGUACGCCUCGAUCCAGCCGGACACCCUGCCGGGCGCCGCGGCGCUGCCUGGGCCACCGAGGCGGCCAGUGCGCACGAAUUCGCGAGCAAGACUGUCCUGGUGGCCACUUGCUUCACGUGCCAGAACAAUGCAGGCGGAGCGGACCGAGGAGCGGGGCUACAUUCAGCCUGCGGCAAGUGAGUACGGAAGCUUCUAGCGGCUGUGCGAGAGCAGCAGAGCUACUGCCCGACUGUGCCAGCGUAGUCGCCCGACCAA